CUCACAAUGGUUGUUUCCCUAACUUGCCGCAACAGAGCUGAAGCAUUAUUUAUACAUCUGUUUAACAGGUUUGGUUUAGCUGGUUGUGACAAUAAGAUUCAUCUUUUUUUUGUGUUAAAGUUGGUGAAGCACUCCUUUUUCUUUUCUUUUUUUGGAGCUGAACGAUCAUGAAGAAAAACUGUGAAGGUAAAGGCUUUUGCAUCCGUCUUUCAUGCAAAUACCCUGUUUUAUCAUGAAUACACAGAAUGACCCAUGUAAACCAAUGGAGAAUAUUCUUCAUUCAAAGCAGCCAGCCAAGGUCUGUGGAGAUAAGAAGGCUCAGCACUGCAGCAAUAAGUGCUUUCAGGAAAUGACACCAACAAAUAUAAACCUGGACAUAAACCUGCUCAUUGAUAAUCAGACGGGCAAAGCGCCUCGACACGGAUCUCCAUUUCAGCAUUCAGCGUCAACUACAGGUAAGGUUCUUGUUCAAAAUGAUGAUCGUGUUAUCAUUUGUAUAGUCAGAUUAAAAAAUGAAAUUGAGCCCUUGAAAGGGAGCGGCCACAAAACCUCAACUUAGUCUGCCUUCUUUUAUAUAGUACAUGUAUCAUGUGACAUAUGAGGAUGGAGUACUUUUCAUCAAUGGAUUGUUAUAUCUUCAUUUCUGUUUUGUUAUAUCACCAAUUGAGAAAUGAGAAUCUCAACAGUAUGGUUUAGCCUCUUUUUUAAGUGUUGCUGUUAUGGUAUUUAUACCACCUGCUUAGUACUAAACAAGCUGUUGAAGAAAGAGGGGGUAGACCUGCUUUAUUGAGCAAACCAGGUUCAAAGAGGAGUGAAUAUUAGACUUCUGUUAGACAGAAAGACAGAAAAACAACUAUACGAUGAUAAUAUGUCAGGGCGUUGUGGUGGAGCUGGUAUUGAUGUUUCUCUCACAUGAUUUCUGCAGCUUUAAAACACCUAUUGAACCAAAACCUUCAUUUUAUUUAGCCACAUAAAUGAUAUUGAAAACCUCACAACCAUUAAAAUGUGUUCUUUUUGUCCUUAAAACGGUACCUUCUGUAUUUCUUUCAUUGUUUUGCCAGCAUUAUUUCCACUAACAUCCCCUGAAGCUCCACCAGAAGUAUUGAGCUUCAUUGUAAUUGCUGAUUGCUGCUGUAGAGAUUCACAAAAAUGUUCCAUCAUUGAUUUAGUUUCAUUUAUUUGCACCUCUGACCCUGAACAAAUGAUUCCCUAUAUUGUCAGCAAACACUUGUUGGUCUGUUACUUUAUUAAAAAAUAACCCUCCUAAUUAAAUGAACAACACUGAAACAAAAAGGCCUGAGGAUUUAUACCUAGUUUGGAGUGAUUUUACUCAUUGGCAGUCAUUGACUCAAGGGCGACAUGAUAACUGAGCGCUCUGCUCUCGGUCUCACCUACCUGUUUCAAAGUUUUGUGUUUAAGAUUUCUGCUUUGUGCUUAUUUUAUUUCUUAAACAGGACUUAUUCUGGUCUGCCUUUUGGCUGACUUGAGUCGGAGAAGGCCUCCAUUUCUACCUACUGUAUCACCAGAUUCAGCUGAGCAGCACACUCUGAAGAUCUCCAUGUUAAUCUGAACAGCUGAACACAUAAAUAGCCGCUGUGUUGCCUCUUAUGGCUGAGAGCAGCACAGAGACAGCAACUGUCCCCGUCCUCACCAAUGUCACGCACAAUCCGAGUGGAAACGGCACCACGCCCCCUGGCGUCCAGGUAGCCAACGUGAUCAGCUGGUUGACAUUCAGCAUCGGUCUGCCUGCCAUCGGCCUGGCUAUUUACACCCUCAAAAAUCUGUCCAAAGGUGAAAACAAAAUUCCCAUACAUGUCAUGUUCCUCCUGGUCUCUGACAUUAUUAGUUUCUUUGGUCGUCCCAAAGUGAACCCUGACAUGGAAAGUGGAACUGUCUUCUCUUCAAAUCCCACUGACUUCAUCUUCUAUUUUGGUGUAGUCACCAACAUCACUCUCAUGGUGUUCAUAGCUCAGGAGCGCCAUCUCGUGGUGGCCUACCCACAGUGUCAGGACUGCUGCAUCAGCGUCAGGCGGUCUCCUGCAGUCGCCUUGUUGGCGUGGGCUGCUCCGUUUGGGAUCCUAGCCCUGGCGGUGCUGCACUACAACCUCUGGUUUGCUGUUUCUCUUCUUGCUCCUUUCCCCCUUCUCCUCUUCUUCACUGUGGACUCCUGGAGGGCCCUGAUCUGCUCCAGAACUAACCCUACAACCCCAGAGAGGAGGAGGGCGGUGUUUGGGAUCGGUGCAAUCUGGGCUAACUACACCUUCCUCUACACCCCCUUCAUCCUCAGCAUCCUCUUAGAUGCUCUGUCCUUUGAGGAGAUUGUUUCCUACCUGGGCCUGGUGUCUCACCUGUUGCUCUACCUCAGCCCUCUGGUGGACCCUUUUCUUUAUAUUUUCAUGACCAGAGGGCUCAAAGAGGUGCUACAGGCGCUGCCCUGCUGUCACAGUUCAAGUCGCAAAGAGAACAUGAGACCCACUGUGGACACUGUGGCUGGGACUAUGGAGACAAGACUUUGAGGAGGACACGGAAAAUUAUCCAAACACAUUUAUCGGUUCAGUUUGGGAAAAGUUCAUGCUCCUGUUUGGUUGCAGGAGCAGAUAACAAAAACCACCAUUUAGUUAGAAACAGACUGGCUCAGUGGCAAUGAGCACAUCAGUUGUAUCUAUGAAGUGUCAAGUCAAGUAAGCCUUUCAUGAACAUGAUUGGAUGUUGCUGGUUAGCAGAUAUGCUGAUAACAACAUGACAGUCCUUCGAGGUCCUCACAGUCUUGUUGGUCACUGUAAACCACAUUCAUUUGCAGCAACUUUCCAAUAAAAGGAUUUUUUAUUUUAAGAAUAAUGUAGUCUAAGUUUUGCAAGUUCAUAAAAAAAAAUCCUGUUACAUAAUAUGAUUCAAUACUUAGCAUUUUGUGACAGCUGGAAAGGAAGGGUUACAACAGGGCAAUCCUUCAAGACACAUACUGGAGGCAAGACGUCAAAACUGCAGCUGCUUAGACGGACCAACCACAAAUCACGAAGACAUAAAACACAUUCAGCAUCUGUAACGGCAUUUAUUGGGGGAAAAAAAUAUCUAUUCGAGUGAUUAUCUUCAUGACAUGUAUUUUGUCCUAUACUGUCCUAAACUUUUACAAUAUCGUUAGCCUCAUAGCAUAAUUGUCUAAGUCAUAUUUUAAGGUUUUCAGAAAAGAAGGAAAAACACAUUCCAAGUUAUGUGACUGGAGUCCACACCUCGGCAGUUCAUAAUUCCUAUGAUUGACUGAAAAGACAUUUACUGUAUAGAAAGUUGAAUAAAAAUGAUCUAGCUUACCAGAUGAAUCGAAGAGGAGAGCUAAUGCUUCACUUGUGGUCAGCUGAGCCCUGUUUUUCAAGGGGGCCGC
Labrus mixtus (cuckoo wrasse) is the source of this 3376-nucleotide messenger RNA. RefSeq lists its product as uncharacterized. The coding region runs from base 1608 to 2516 and encodes 302 amino acids. Gene Ontology annotation, molecular function: G protein-coupled receptor activity. NCBI's taxonomy places the organism in Eukaryota, Metazoa, Chordata, Actinopteri, Labriformes, Labridae. The transcript has 2 exons. The record is from RefSeq and is a predicted model, not a curated record. Gene Ontology annotation, cellular component: membrane. Gene Ontology annotation, biological process: positive regulation of Rho protein signal transduction; phospholipase C-activating G protein-coupled receptor signaling pathway.